AUGCUAGGGCUUUACUGGCGGAUACACGAAAUGGACUUAUUCUCGAAUCUUUACCUGUUUGUCAUUAUCAGUGGGAUUUCUGCAUAUCUUAUUGGCCUUUCCUAUGGGAAUUCAAAAGCCCCUCUCAUGGAAAAGAUCGCUGCUAAAAGGGCAGAUGCAAUUACAAAAAUUAUCAAUAAGGAGGUUGGGAGUGAUAAAAAAAUUUCCAGGCGAGACCGAGAUGACAUGUAA
Molecule: messenger RNA, 231 nt
Organism: Protopolystoma xenopodis
Lineage: Eukaryota; Metazoa; Platyhelminthes; Monogenea; Polystomatidea; Polystomatidae
Source: the annotation of a GenBank genome assembly